AGAACUAUCAUAAUAUCUCGAAAAGAUUUUGCAUUCAUAUUGAUUAAGAAGAAAAAAAACAGCAAAAAAAGUAAUCUUUAGAUAUUUUGAUUCUUCAUAAGUUUGCACUAAUUGCCUGGAUAGUUCAAUGAACAUAUACGGUAAAUAAAACCAGAUGGCACGUGGCGUUCCAUAUCACUUUCACACAUUUUCUCGAAAUCACUUCAAAGUUCACUCCGAAAAUCGAUCCGAAAUCGAUAUCGUAACUUGGCUUUCAUAAUGUCUGUGAUGCUGAUUUUGGCUCCCGGAGCGGAGGAGAUGGAAACUGUCAUUCCAGUUGAUGUUCUGAGACGUGCUGAGGUUAAAGUCACUGUGGCAGGAUUGUUUGGCAAGGAUCCAGUGAUUUGCAGCAGAAAUGUCACCAUCGUUCCUGACGUCACUCUGGAUGAAGCUGUUUCACAGGGACCUUAUGAUGUUAUCAUACUUCCAGGGGGUGGGCCAGGAGCAAAGAAUCUGUGUGAGUCCAAGAAAGUUGGUGAACUGUUGAAGGCACAGGAGGAUUCUGGGAGGAUCAUCGCAGCUAUCUGUGCUGGACCAACGGCAUUGAUGACACAUAGUGUUGGAGUAAAGAAAACAAUUACUUCACACCCUGGAGUUAAAGAGAAACUUGAAAAUAGUGGUCUAUUCACCUAUAGCGAAGACCGAGUUGUGCGAGAUGGUAAACUGAUAACAAGCCGAGGACCGGGGACGGCCUUUGAGUUCGCGUUAGCAAUCGUAGAGCAGCUCAAAGGGAAGGAAAUGGUUAACAAGAUCGUACCACCGAUGCUCCUUCAAGUUUGAAAGUAGUCUUGCAAACACAUUAGUGCCAGUCGGAGGUUGUAGCUGGUCACAUGAUGAAAUACAGCAACUCAGACAUUAUCAAGAGUGCUCUGGUUAAGGCAAGUUUAUUGGGUAGUUACGCAUACCUGACACAAUCAUGAAAUUUAAUUUCUUUAUUGACUGAUGGUCAUAUGGCUAUUUGCAGUAUACAGGGGGAGCGAACUGACCAAUACUGUGUGCGAUCUCUCAUUGACAGUGUGUUAUGAAAAGCAGGUCUUGAAAUAUACCUUUUUGAGAUAACUAUUAAUAACACAGAAAAUAUAUUUGUCUGUUAUUCUAUUUGUAUAGAGGAGCUUUAAUGUUUUUAGAGGAAAAGUUCUUGUUUUGCUACUUCAUACCAUUAUCAUUGAGGUAUUAAUGGAUUAAGUUGUGAAUAACAGUGAUAUCAUUCAAAUGGGCCUAUUUUACAAGACUAAUUGCUCAGAAUGUUUGUUUGAGCUUUACAGAAAUAAAUAUCAAACUCAAAACAUGUUGUAGCUCUAUAAAAUAUGUUGACAAAGUUUACCUAAAACAUAGCCUAUAUUUCAUGAUCUUGGUGAGGGGUUGAGAAAUGAAGUAAACUUUGUUUUGAAAAACUGGUGAUAUAGGGAGGUUUUCUUUUUACUUUGUAAAGGAUUUAAAUCCAUAGAAGCUAGAUAAGCUAUCUGCAUCGACUAAUGCACACCUCCCAGGCUCAUCAGAGUGCCAUAAGAACAACAGUGAAUAUCAUAUUGACCAGUUGAACACAAUUUGAUACACAAGUUCCAUACACCCUAACCCUUGUUAUCUUGAGCAUCUGGUACUAUAUUUGAUGUAUUUGUUAUAAACUAGACUUGCCUAAAAUGUUAAAAAUAUUUGCAGCAACAGAGAAAAUCAAGAACUCUGUGGAAAAGGUGCACAUUUGGUUGAGUACAUUUAUGUGGCUAUCUUCAAUUUUCUGUUGUUAAUAGUUUUGUUAAUAGGAUUUUUUUUCUCAAUAAAAAUCAUCUUUGUGAUAUGCAAAUUCUCCAAGUAAUAAUUACACUGAAUGUCAUUAUUAUUAUGAUUAUUUUCAUAUCAAAUUAAAUUUAAAGUGUAAAUGUAAAAUGGACUGAAAUAUCACGUUUGGCUAAUUAAAUAGACAAGUUUCUCUAUCAAACAUGAAAAGCCACAUGAUAGAAAACUUGUAUUCAUUAAAUAAAGCAUGAUUUUUUCAUUUAUACAUUUUGAAAUAAGAGUUGCUUCCAUAUUGGAAAAUAAAACUCACUAAUCCCUCAAAGUUUUAUGAGGUGUUUUCUGGCAUAGCUAAAGAGCAUUAGUGGAUGUCUUUUGUAUAUAAAAAAAAAGCAUGAAAUGUUCUCCUUGUGAAGGAGCUUUGUAUUAAAUUAUUUAUGAAAUAAAA
Molecule: messenger RNA, 2218 nt
Organism: Lytechinus pictus (painted urchin)
Lineage: Eukaryota; Metazoa; Echinodermata; Echinoidea; Temnopleuroida; Toxopneustidae
Product: Parkinson disease protein 7 homolog
Exons: 7
Coding region: 259-819 (186 amino acids)
Biological process (GO): glyoxal metabolic process; glycolate biosynthetic process; response to oxidative stress
Cellular component (GO): mitochondrion; nucleus; cytoplasm
Molecular function (GO): oxidoreductase activity, acting on peroxide as acceptor
Source: RefSeq, a predicted model, not a curated record